UUUUCCAUCUGAUGGGAGGUGGUGGGACAGCAGUUCUCAGAAAUAGGAGGAAGCUUGUUGGACAGCUCGUCCAGUUGCUCUCACUCCGACCUUCAGCUGCUGAGUCUCCUUCCUCUGACUCUCAGCCUGUCUGCUGGAUUAUUGCACUUCUGCUGUUUUACACAUUGGAAUGACAUCCUCCUGAACUGAGGCUGCUGUAAUGAGAGCCUCUAUCCUUGGAUCAGUUUGUGCUCUUCUCUUGCUCCUGCGGGAGCCCGGAUGCCGGGGAGAUGAGGUUACGACCAGCACAGUGAACCCAUGCUGUUACCUCCCGUGUCAGCACUGGAGCGUCUGCGUGCGCUACGGCGAGGACAAGUAUGAGUGCGACUGCACUCACACCGGAUACUACGGAGAAAACUGCACCGUCCCUGAACUUUGGACCCGGGUGCGUCGGUUCCUCAGGCCCAGUCCAGAUGUGGUGCACUACAUUCUCACCCAUUUCCACUGGCUGUGGGACGUCAUCAACAACACGUUCUUACGGAACGUCCUCAUGCGGCUGGUUCUGACGGUGAGGUCCAACCUGAUCCCCAGUCCUCCCACGUUCAAUUCAAAAUAUAACUACCUCAGCUGGGAGUCCUACUACAAUCUCAGCUACUACACCAGGAUCCUGCCGCCUGUUCCUGAGGAUUGCCCCACGCCCAUAGGGGUCAAAGGCCAAAAUGGCCUCCCGGACCCUGAGGUUUUGGUUGAGAAGCUGCUGAAAAGAAGGACAUUCAGGCCCGACCCUCAGGGCUCCAAUAUGAUGUUUGCUUUCUUUGCUCAGCACUUCACCCACCAGUUCUUCAAGACCUACAACCGCAUGGGUCUGGGCUUCACCAAGGCUCUGUCACACGGGGUGGAUGCGGGCCACAUUUAUGGAGACAACCUGGAACGUCAGCACAACCUCCGGCUUUUCAAAGACGGAAAACUGAAAUAUCAGUUGAUCGAUGGAGAAAUGUACCCUCCAUCUGUAGCUGAUGCUCCCAUCAAGAUGAGCUACCCUCCCGGGGUCCCGGCGGAGAGACAGAUGGCCAUUGGUCAGGAGGUGUUCGGGCUCCUUCCUGGUUUGGGUUUGUACGCCACACUGUGGCUCAGGGAGCACAACAGAGUCUGUGACGUCCUGAGAGCAGAGCAUCCGACCUGGGACGAUGAGCAGCUUUUCCAGACGACCCGCCUUGUCAUCAUCGGCGAGACCAUACGGAUCGUGAUAGAGGAGUACGUGCAGCACCUGAGCGGCUACCUGCUGCAGCUCAAGUUCGAUCCCACCCUGCUCUUCCACUCCCACUUCCAGUACGGGAACCGCAUCGCGCUGGAAUUCAGCCAGCUCUACCACUGGCACCCGCUGAUGCCCGACACCUUCCACAUCGACGGAGACGAGCUGACGUACGCGCAGUUCCUCUUCAACACGUCUGUCCUGACGCACUACGGCGUGGAGAAACUGGUGGAUGCCUUCUCUCGGCAAGUUGCUGGCCAGAUUGGUGGAGGCCACAACAUGAACGCUAUUGUCUCCAAAGUCGCUGUGACAACGAUAAAGGAGUCCCGCGAGCUCCGGAUCCAGCCUUUCAACGAGUACAGGAAGCGUUUUAACCUCGAGCCGUACACAUCAUUCAGAGACUUCACCGAUAACGAGGAGAUAGCCAGCACCCUCGAGGAGCUCUACGGGGAUAUCGACGCUCUUGAAUUUUACCCCGGGUUACUGCUGGAGAAGACUCGAACGGGGGCGAUAUUCGGAGAAAGCAUGGUGGAAAUGGGCGCCCCCUUUUCCCUCAAAGGCCUCCUGGGUAACCCCAUAUGCUCCCCAGCAUACUGGAAGCCCAGCACAUUCGGAGGCAAAGUCGGCUUCGACAUCGUGAACUCGGCCACUCUGAAGAAGCUGGUGUGCCUGAACUCCCGGACGUGUCCCUACGUGGCGUUCAGUGUUCCAGCAGAGGAGAAACCAGUCAGGAAAGAACCAAGCACUGAGCUAUGACCAUGUGCAGAUCCCCGGGGAGGGGGGGUUGUGUUUUUUUUUUGUUUGUUUUUUUACUCCAAGUGGCUUCACAAAGCAAGCAAAGAUAUUCGUUUGGAGAAAACAGCAGUGCUUGUUUUAGCAGCACUGCAGAUCGUUACAGAGCCCAGUGCUCUGUGUGAAAUCCAACUCUCCUGUUACUAAACUCGCUUGCAGCGCGUCCCACACUUGAACGAUCACAUCAAUGAGGAGCCGAACGUGGUUUUUUUUUAUUAAAUGCUUUCUGCCUACAGACUGAAAAGUUGUUGAAGUUUGGACCGUCCGAUAAAAUAGACGUGUAUUUGUUGGUAAAUAGUUUAUUUUGGAAUAAAAACUAUACCCACAUGAUGUGCUGUUUUCAAUGAAUAAAGAUUGGAAGGUGACA
Messenger RNA from Poecilia reticulata (guppy), 2390 nucleotides. Its product is annotated as prostaglandin G/H synthase 1-like. Gene Ontology annotation, biological process: cyclooxygenase pathway; response to oxidative stress. Gene Ontology annotation, molecular function: prostaglandin-endoperoxide synthase activity; peroxidase activity; heme binding. NCBI's taxonomy places the organism in Eukaryota, Metazoa, Chordata, Actinopteri, Cyprinodontiformes, Poeciliidae. The record is from RefSeq and is a predicted model, not a curated record. Gene Ontology annotation, cellular component: neuron projection; cytoplasm.